AUGACGGAUCGUGCUCGUUUGAUCUCGGCUUUUAUCACUCCCUUUGGGUUAUUUGAGUGGAAUCGGCUGCCUUUCGGCUUGAAGAAUGCGCCCCAGAUCUGUCAACGUAUGAUCGACAACGCGCUAAAUGGAUUCACGCGGAUCCCAAAGUCUGACGAUCACGGAGGUACUUUGGACGUGUUUGAGGACGGGGAACCGGUGGAUCUAGGUAAGCCAUCGGUGCUUGGGCGUAGAUCAUAUAUCGACGACAUCCUGAUCCCAGCCAAUAACUGGGAUCAACUAUGUGAUCGAGUCGAAGGCCUACUCGAGGCGUGCGAUAAGUUGAAUCUGUCGAUCAGUGUGGUUAAGAGUUUCUGGGGAAUGCCUAAGGUGGAAUAUCUCGACCAUAAGGCAAAUCCGAAGGAUCUGUCGGCACUGACUGAUCUAGCAUUUCCAGGAUCACUCAGAGCUAUGCAGUCAUUUUUGGGAAGUCUGAACUAUUACAGUCGGUUCAUCGAGGACUAUGCGAUUUAUGCGUCGGCCCUGUACAAGUUACGGGAAAUCGACUUCGCUGCGAUGAUGAAAGACACCACCCAAGCGCAGAUCCAACGGAUAUUAGAGGUGGAGAGCGCGGAUCAAGGAUCACAGGAAGAUCAAGUGAUCGACCACCGAAAGACCUUGGAUCUGGAGGCGCAAGAUCUUACCGAAGUGAAUCCGCGUUGGAUCCACGCCUACCGGUCCUUCAGUGUGCUCAAGGCCAAGAUCGCUACUACUCCGAUCUUACGGCACUUUGAUCCAGAUCAAAGUGCUACGAUUGAAGUGUAUGCCAGCGACUGGGCUAUUUCAGGAUCAUUGAUGCAGGAUUAUGACAAGAUCUACUACCACGUAAUGUUUGCGAGCCGUACCUUGAAGUCAAAUGAGCUGAAUUACGGAAUCGCAGAGAAGGAGGUACUAGCCCUUCUAAGGAUCCUGGAUCUUAACUACAAUGCACUGGCCGGACGUCCGACCCAUGUGUUGACCCGACACUCUACUUUGAUGUGGCUCUUCAGAUCCACAGCCCUGCAAGGACGUCUGGGACAGUGGGCUGCUCUGCUGUCGCCUUGGACACUUGAGAUCACCAAGUGUGUCAAAGGAGAGGACGAGAUCUUAGGAGCAUUGGCAGCCAGUAUUACCCCUAGGUCCGAAGUGGAUAAGGCAUUGAUCUCGAUCGUGCCCGUGUCAAGAGAGGUGGAGGCGCCUACAGCGCAAUCAUCUGGGUACGCCAAAGGCUUGACGGUGAACGAGGCGGAAUAUCAUGGGUUGUUGCUAUGUUCGGAUCUGUUGGAUGAUCUGGAUCCACGACGCCUGGUGAUCUGCGGAGUCUCAAACCUGGUGAUCCGCCAAGUACGAGGUGAGAUCGACUGCAAGGCGUCGGGUUUGACACUGUUGCGCCAGUGGGCUUUGGGUCGACGCCGGGUCACGAGCUAUUGCAUGUUAAGCGAGAUUGGAAUGUUAGCGCUGACAGCUUGGCCAGCGCCGCACUACAACGACAAUGUUGAGACCGAAGAUGAGAUCCAGGAUCUAGUGACCUUGAAGUGGUUGGAUGGGAUCCUGGUGGUGAAGAUCGAAGACGGGAUUGAACAGAUAUCGGCCGUAACGACCCGAUCUAAAGCUAGAUCUGGAGUACGUAUCGGAUCAGAUCCAGACUCAUUACAAUGGAGCGGAUCCGACAGACAAGCACAGGAUGAGGAGUCGUGGAUCCUGGACUUGAAGAAGUAUUUGGUUGGGGAGAUCCGGGAUCUGACACAAGAUGAUGCUAAGAUGUUUAGAUCUAUUGCUAUGAAUUACGAAGUGGAUCAGUCGGAUCUACUCUUUUACUGCCCGACAACUAAGGAGGAAGCCGCAGAUCGAGACAAGUUGAUGCGAUUGGUGAUACCCGAGACACUCCAACAGGAUAUUUUGCAUCACUAUCAUACGAGCUUGCAG
Phytophthora megakarya is the source of this 1944-nucleotide messenger RNA. The record is from the annotation of a GenBank genome assembly. NCBI's taxonomy places the organism in Eukaryota, Oomycota, Peronosporomycetes, Peronosporales, Peronosporaceae.